GAGGGUUCAUUACAAGACAUUUUCUCCGAUGUUGACUUAUAAGAAGCUGUUUCUUACUCCGAGCUAAAUUGUAUGUUAAUGUUAGAGUUGGACCCACCCAGGCAGCAGGGAAGAUAGGUUUAAAGAUACUGAGAUCUGAGAUAUGGGAACAAGAAACUACAGUCUCAAUCUCGUCUGGUGAUCAGAUGAGAUUAGUUAGGCUUCGGAUCCUAGAUCUCUUGAAGUAGGAUAACGUGGAGAGAUAUAUCUCAAGGACUAGACGAUGCAGUUCUUAAACUUUGCAACAAGUUUCUCCAAAACCGGAUCAAUAUGAAGAUUGGUUCGGAGAAGGGUGUAGAGGAAGUCAUUCGAUCAUCCAGUUUUUGUCCCCUGACAAUUGGGAAAGUGCGAAACCUUGCUCCAUGUCUCUCCUGAACCUAUAAUCAGGUUGAGAUUAGAAGAGUUUAGCUCAGGCAUGGGUUGGAGAGAAAGGUUUUUACAGCUCCGAUACUUGCAGUGGAGCACCGCUAAUAAAUCACGACUUUUCUUCCGUCGCAUUAAACGAUCCCUGGUUCCUAUUACAGAUCUUGUCUCCAGGUCCCACGUUCAGUACCAAUCCGUAGACUCCGUGCAUCAACCUAACUUCUUCACGGAGCAAGCCUCACCAAUUCUUGCCACGAGAGAACGAAAUAAUAACAAGAAAGUGAACGAUUUUACUCCGGUAGGACGACACCGUUCUCCGGGAAGGGACUUUACCAGUAAGGUUGAGUUAAACAUUUCUCCGGUUGGGUGCGAAGUAAGGAUGGAUCCGCUGUAUGAAGCGGAUUCUGAUACAGAGGAUGAUCCAACUAAACUUCUCAAUCAAUGGUUGGGAGAACUUAAUACUCUGAAGAAGGGUUUGGAUACAGGUUCUAGUGGAGAGACGAACUCCUCCUCUCCCCCCCGUAUCCCGGAGAUGACCCUGAAAGAGAAGAAGAAACAAUACAGAUGCUCCCUAAUCAACCUUGAUACGUCCCAGGACGAUGAACUCGACGCAAUUCUUGGUGAGCUUACCGUUCUAGAAUCACAAUUUGAUCAAGAAAUUGUGGCGGACAAACGGCGCAGUGUAGAGGAGGCUCGGCGGAGGAAAGAUGAUGAAGGAAGUCCAGUUUCUCCGGCGGAAUCCGACCGAUCUAGCAGUAAUAUCACAGAUCUUGGAAUACACAGCAACUCACAUUCAAGAUCCAGCUCCGGCUCCGAUGAAAUAAAGCAGGCACAACUUCGUAAACCCGAAGGAGGCGGAAGGACGGAGAGUCCUGAUACAGAUUCAGCGUUCUGCGACAAUAUGUCCAUCCUGUCCAGUUGCAGUGCAGCUAGCAGUAACAGAACAGGACAAUCCGUUGGAGUACCCAGCUCUGUACACCAGCUCAGCAAAGAGGAGCAGGAGGCUAAGAUCAAAGCGGAGAAGAUCAAGAUUGCAAUUGAGAAGAUAAAGGAAGCAUCUGUAAAAAAGCUGUUUAUCAAGGUGUUUACUAGUGAUGGUUCAGCUAAGAGUCUCCUGGUGGAUGAGAAGAUGAGUGUGGCUCAGGUGACCAGGAUAUUAGCUGAAAAGAACCAUGUGUCUCUGGAUCCUAAGUGGGCCCUGGUUGAGUUGGUUCCUGACCUAUACAUGGAGCGGGUGUAUGAGGAUAAUGAGUAUCUGGUUGAGAACUGUCUCCUAUGGAAGGUUGACUCCAAGAACACUCUCUGGUUUAUAGAACGUCCUGAGAAGUUUGACUUAUUUCUCCGUCCAGAGGUUUAUCUUCUGGAAACCUCGUCCUCCCAACGGGAUGAUCAGAUGGAGGAGCACUCCAGACAAGAACUUCUUGAAGAAUAUUUCUCCUGUAGUGGAGUCGGAGCUCCUGAAGUAGAGGGAAAUAUCUGGCUUAAGGCCGACAGUAAAAAAUCCUGGAAAAAGUUCUAUUUUGUUCUACGCACAUCAGGACUAUACUAUUCCCCCAAAGGAAAGAAAACGUCAAAGGAUCUAGUCUGUCUUACAACAUUUGACGUAAAUCAAGUUUAUUACGGAGUAGGAUGGAAAAAUAAAUACAAGGCUCCGUCAGAAUUCUGUUUUGGAAUAAAGCAUCCUCAGAUUCAGGCUAAAAAUCCUAAAUACAUAAAAUACCUGUGUGUAGAUACACAGAGAGAGCUGCAUCAAUGGGUGACAGGGAUACGGAUAGCAAAGAAUGGGAAGAGUUUGUUUGACAAUUAUCGAGGUAUUGUGGAGGAGAUUACACAUGCUGAUAUAGACAUACUCACAUCCAAGCGUUUUUCUGUGAAUUCCACGAACGGUUUGCAAAUUCCGCAAAAUUCCGGGGACAAGAACGGAGGGGAGGGAAUACAGAGUCCAGCUAGAACUCCUAGUUCGGAGAACAAAAGUUUAGCAAGUGCUCUCUCUAGUGGAAUAGAAUCGGAUAUGUCUAGCACUAGUUACAAGAAUGGACAGAACGCACUCCUGGACGGACUAAAUCAAAUAGUAGAGGAUACUCACACGGAGCCUUUGGAUCGAGUAUCCGGGCUCACCCCUGUUGGCACCCUGGAGAGAAGUUUUAAGCUCCGACGAUCCUUCUCCCGUUCCUCCAGGUCCUCCUCCAGUAGUGGGUGUCUCAGUGAUAAGUCUGGUGCGGAGUUAGGGUUCGAAAGUGAUUUUCCUCUCGGAGGAACAAUAAAGAAACGUCCUGCAGCAACUCCUCGUCUUCCGCUGACGACGACGACAUGGGGUCUAGUCCGGGAGUCGGACCAGGACGAAGAUGAGGGAGACGGAGGAGGUGUAGUAGGACUAGGAGCAGGAGGAACCCUGCUACGGAAAGCUGUGAGGAACAGUUUAUCCAGGAAACCUCAAGAACAUGACAAGGAAAUUGAAUCGUGCAGGGUUGACGGAGAGAGCGUUCCUCCCAACAGACAAACAGAGAUAUCUACUGACAACUAUAGAGAAGAUCCUCUUAGUUCAGCCUUUGAAAGAAGCAUAUCUAGCAUGUCAGAAGAGGAAAACCUCCCCCUUCCUCCCCCACCCAGGAUGGAUAGUAUGACUAGUUUAAACGACAUAGAUCAGCUCCCCCCUCCUCCCCCAGAUAUGUGCUAUGAACCAAACAAAUCCUUUAGCUCGAACCACUAUCAUGUUUCUCCAGUGACUAGCCCAACUGUACACUCACGAAGUUUGGUUACACAGUUGAGUUUCUCUCCUAAUCCCGUAAAUGGAUUGCCUCCUUCAGGACCUGGUAAUAAACUCCCCACGUCUCCUAAACCUGCAGGAUCGUCACUAGCCGGUAAAAAACCUGUAGUGCCACAUAAAUCUAGUCGAAGAAUAUCAUUUGAUGAUAAUGUUCAGAUGAUAGAAGCCCCAUCAUCAACCCCGGUUAAAUACAAUCCUCACUUUUCUCCUGGACCUCCUUGUGAACCAUUUAAUCAACCUUACUCCGAAGCAUUCAGAUCAGAAACUCCAGACAGAUUUCACUCACAAGGAGGGGUUUCUCCUGCUCCUUAUCCUAAACCCGCAGCUAAAUUUACUCCAACCCCACCAAUUCGCAACUCUCCAGGUAGAUUAACCUUUUCCUCUGAGGAGAGUCCAAACACGGAUAGUCUACCCAGAGCCUUUCUGAAAGAUCUUCAGAAAGUAAUGAAUAAGAAGUGGCAGGUUGCGGAGAAAUGCAGGACGGAGAAAAAUACAACUCCUCAUGAGGUUUUAGGUUUUAGAGAUGAACCAAUCCAACAGAUUGGACAACCAGGCCUUUACAGUCAAAACAGUGCCAUAGGAGCCUGGGUUCUCAACUCCCAACAGUUUACAGACGACGAUAUUCAAGGUGAAGAACAUUCAUACUCACAUUAUCAGCAGUACAACCACUACCAGCCACACCCUAUCCCACAUCAUCAUCAUCAUCACCAUCAUCAUCCCCAGUUUCAGCCCGGACAGGUGUACUCUGAGAGCUGCUAUCCAAAUAAUGAUGAUUAUGGUCACGUAUCCCGACCCAUUGACCAUUUCUCUGAUCCUAAUCAGUUAAGAGAAGGGAGUAGACCUGUCGUUCUCAUUGAACCGGAACCAAACUAUGUAGAUCCAGGGCACAUGCGCGCAAACAAGGUUAAACGCCCGCCACCACCGCCGCGGCGGAGUGAAAAUACGCAAUUAACCGCUGGAUCUUUCUGAGAAAAAUUAAAGUAUUUACUCAAUUCUCAAUUAUAAUGUAUAGACUUGAAAUUGUUCCGACGGAAACCUCCUGAAACGAAUAUCUGAUAUUCUGAAACCAGAUGAGAUGAUGUGCUAGGUGAAAUAUAUUAAAA
Molecule: messenger RNA, 4272 nt
Organism: Eurytemora carolleeae
Lineage: Eukaryota; Metazoa; Arthropoda; Copepoda; Calanoida; Temoridae
Product: amyloid beta A4 precursor protein-binding family B member 1-interacting protein
Exons: 4
Coding region: 455-4138 (1227 amino acids)
Biological process (GO): signal transduction
Source: RefSeq, a predicted model, not a curated record